Rangifer tarandus platyrhynchus (Svalbard reindeer) is the source of this 1623-nucleotide messenger RNA. Lineage: Eukaryota; Metazoa; Chordata; Mammalia; Artiodactyla; Cervidae. The record is from the annotation of a GenBank genome assembly.
AUGUUCAGCUGGUUAGGGCGGCAGGCGGGCGGGCGCGGAGGCACGGGCGCGGACCCGGUGCAGACGGUGACGGGUGGCCUGCGCUCGCUCUACCAGCGCAAGGUGCUGCCGCUGGAGGAGGCGUAUCGCUUCCACGAGUUCCAUUCGCCCGCGCUGGAGGACGCCGACUUUGAGAACAAGCCCAUGAUCCUGCUGGUGGGCCAGUACAGCACCGGCAAGACCACCUUCAUCAGAUACUUACUGGAGCAAGACUUCCCAGGCAUGAGGAUUGGGCCAGAGCCCACCACCGACUCCUUCAUCGCUGUGAUGUAUGGGGAAACCGAGGGCAACACCCCAGGGAACGCUUUAGUCGUGGACCCCAAAAAGCCCUUUCGAAAGCUUGGUCGCUUUGGAAAUGCCUUCCUCAAUCGAUUUAUGUGCUCCCAGCUGCCCAAUGAGGUCCUGAAGAGCAUCAGCAUAAUCGACAGCCCUGGCAUCCUGUCUGGAGAGAAACAGCGCAUCAGCCGAGGGUAUGACUUCUGCCAGGUCCUUCAGUGGUUCGCUGAGCGGGUGGACAGGAUUAUCCUGCUCUUCGAUGCUCACAAACUGGACAUCUCAGACGAGUUCUCAGAGGCCAUCAAGGCCUUCCGGGGCCAGGACGACAAGAUCCGUGUGGUGCUGAACAAGGCCGACCAAGUGGACACGCAGCAGCUGAUGCGAGUCUACGGGGCCCUCAUGUGGUCCCUGGGCAAGGUCAUCAACACGCCUGAGGUGCUACGCGUCUACAUCGGCUCCUUCUGGACGCAGCCCCUGCAGAACACUGACAACCGAAGGCUCUUCGAGGCCGAGGCCCAGGACCUGUUCAGAGACAUCCAGAGCCUUCCCCAGAAGGCGGCAGUGCGCAAACUCAACGAUCUCAUCAAGCGAGCGCGGCUGGCCAAGGUACAUGCCUACAUCAUCAGCUUCCUGAAGAAGGAGAUGCCAAGUAUGUUUGGAAAAGAAAACAAGAAGAGAGAACUUAUCAGCAGGUUGCCAGAAAUCUACAUUCAGCUGCAGCGAGAAUACCACAUCUCUGCAGGGGACUUCCCCAAGGUCAAGGCCAUGCAGGAAAAGCUUGAGAACUACGACUUCACCAAGUUCCACUCGCUGAAGCCCAAGCUGAUUGAGGCCGUGGACAACAUGCUGACCAACAAGAUCUCGUCACUGAUGAACCUCAUUAGCCAGGAGGAGAUGAGCAUGCCCCCGCCACUCGUGCAGGGUGGCGCCUUCGACGGCACGGCCGAGAGCCCCUUCAACCAGGGCUACGGGGAGGGCGCCAAGGAGGGUGCUGAUGAGGAGGAGUGGGUCGUGGCCAAAGACAAGCCCGUCUAUGACGAGCUCUUCUACACCCUGUCGCCCAUCAACGGAAAGAUAUCAGGCAUCAACGCCAAGAAGGAGAUGGUGACCUCCAAGCUGCCCAACAGCGUCCUAGGCAAGAUCUGGAAGCUGGCUGACUGUGACGGCGAUGGCAUGCUAGAUGAGGAGGAGUUCGCGCUGGCCAAGCACCUCAUAAAGAUCAAGCUCAGCGGCUACGAGCUGCCCAGCAGCCUGCCCCCUCAUCUUGUGCCGCCCUCCCACAGGAAGUCCUUGUCCAAGGCCGACUAA